Messenger RNA from Panonychus citri (citrus red mite), 3093 nucleotides. It is a transcript of the gene Prp40, whose product is annotated as pre-mRNA-processing factor 40 homolog A-like. Gene Ontology annotation, biological process: mRNA cis splicing, via spliceosome. The transcript is spliced from 3 exons. Bases 150 to 2195 code for a protein of 681 amino acids. Gene Ontology annotation, cellular component: U1 snRNP; U2-type prespliceosome. NCBI's taxonomy places the organism in Eukaryota, Metazoa, Arthropoda, Arachnida, Trombidiformes, Tetranychidae. The record is from RefSeq and is a predicted model, not a curated record. Gene Ontology annotation, molecular function: RNA binding.
AUUGGUUACCAAUUCUUUUCCAUUCUCAAUUUUUUUUUCUCAUCUCGGUUUUUGUUGUUCCGGUAAGAAUAACAAUCUGAUUAAUUGUGGAAUUUUGAUCAAUUAUCUUUUUUGUUAAUUGUUGUUGGUCACUUGGUUUUCUUACUAAAAUGGAUAUUGCUAUACCUGAUGAUCAGCCUGUUGCUGAGCCUAAAGAUAUUGCUACUUUGUUUCGGGAGCUGAUGAAAGAGAAAAAUGUUGGUUCUAAUGCUUCUUGGGAAUAUGCUCUUAAACUUAUUGGAAAUGAUCCGAGGUUUGAAAUUUUUCGACAUCAUCCUGAGCGAAAGCAAAUGUUCAAUGCUUACAAAGUUCAAAAGGCCAAGGAGGAAAAGGAAGAUCAACGCAUGAAAGCGAAAAAAGCUAAAGAGAAUUUGGAAAAAUUUUUACAGACCAGUGAUAAAAUGCAUUCCAAUGUUAGAUAUAAACAAGCCUCAGAAAUUUUUCGAGAUAAUGAAUUUUGGAAAGCUGUUCCUGAAAUUGAUCGACGUGAAAUUUUUACCGAUGUAAUUCGUUUCCUCACUGAAACUGAAAAAGAAGAGACUUUGAAACUUCAAAAGCGAAAUACCAGAGUUUUAGCUGAUAUUCUUGAUUCUAUGACAAGUAUAACUUAUAAGACAACAUGGCAAGAAGCUCAACAACAAUUACUUGAUAAUCCCGUUUUCGCUAAUGACGCUGAUUUACUUGGUAUGGACAAAGAAGAUGCUUUAAUUGUUUUCGAAGAUCAUAUCAGACAAUUGGAACAAGAAGAGGAAGAAGAGCGGAAACGAGAAAACAAACGUGUCGUUAGACAAGCUCGUAAAAGUCGUGAAUAUUUUCUAGGAUUUCUUGAUGAGCUUCAUUCUCAGGGAAAGUUAACCUCAAUGUCCAAAUGGUGUAACCUUUACCCCGAAAUUAGUGCUGACCCAAGAUUUACGUCCAUGUUAUCACAACCCUUUUCUGGUUCAACUCCAUUGGAUCUUUUCAAAUUUUAUGUUGAAGAUUUGAAGGCCCGAUAUGAAGAUGAGAAGCAAAUAAUUCGUGAUAUCGUCAAAACCAGCGGUUUUCAGGUUGACAUUAGUACAACUUAUGAAGAUUUUGCUACAGUUUUGAGUGAAGAUGAUCGAAGUGCCUCUUUAGAUGCUGGAAAUGUUAAAAUGGCCUUUGAGAAAUUGAUGGAAAAAGCAAUGGAAAAAGAAAAGGAAAGACUUAAAGAGGAAAACAAACAAAGACGUAAAUUUGAGAUUUCUUUUAUGAACCUACUCGCCAAAAUUGACCCUCCAGUUGAAGAGGAAACCGAUUGGGAAAGGGCGAGAAGUUUAAUUGCCGACGAGGAAUUGUUUAUUCGAAUACCAACCGAAGCCGAAAGAGUCCAACUAUUCAAAAGUUACAUUAAAACUUUAGAAGAAUCAUGUAGUCAUCACCAUAGUAAAUCAAAGAAACAACGAAAGGAUAAAGAUAAGGAUAAAAAGAAAAAGAGUGAGAGGAGACGUUCACGUUCAUCUUCUCUUUCUGACCAUUCGCGACAUCAUUCACACUCUCGUUCGCGACCCCGAAGUCCAGACCGAAGUAGAUCAAUAUCUAAAUCUGUCUCAAGAUCUCGGUCAAGAUCAACACCUUCCAGAUCCCGAUCUCCAUCAUUAUCAAGGUCAAGGAGUUCAUCUCAACAUCGCCUCCCCAUUGGAAGAGGUGAUUCCCGAUCACCACCUUCUCCACCACGAUCUCGAUCCCGAUCACAGUCACCACCCCAUUUCACCAUGAAACCAAGAUCCAAUUCGAAUGACGGAUUACGAUCCAAAUCGCCAUCUCGAAGUCCAGUACGAUCUCUUUCACCUUCUCCCGCUCGAUCACAAUCAGGUUCAAAUCUACGAAGUCCAUCUCGUGAGAGAAGUUACUCUGACGAUCGAGGACACACCAAGAAAAUUUCCUCCCACGGAAACAGUAAACGAAGAAAACAAUCAUCAGUUAACUCUACACCACAACCACCGCCACUUGCACCUUCAUCACCACCGUCACCUAAUCCAUCAAGAAACUUUGACCCAAGUAACCCAAUCCCAUCAACAUCAAAGUCAUCACCUUACGAGGUCAAUAAUAAUAAUAGAAAUGAUCUCGAUGAACUGGAAGCCGAACGACGGAAAAUUUUGAAACAAUUGGCCUCCCAAAGUAUUAGAGAUUAUUAAUUAGACCAUUAAUUUAAUUGUUUAAAGCAAUCAAAUCAAACGAGAUGAAAGUUAAAUCAAAUCUUAAUCAAACUUUCAUCAAAAUUAAUUAUUUUUCACUAUUGGACAUUUACAUUUUUUUUCACUCACCCAACAAGGAUUCAAUUUAAUCUACAAUUUAACAUAAUCAAAAUUAAUUGUUAUCAAUUAUCAGAUUUUAUUGAUAUUUUGUUGAUAUUCAAACGUAUUCAUUUAUAUACAAUUGGAAUUGUCACAAUUCUCGCUAAUUAACUUUUCUUUUCAAAGUUAAACCCUAAAUUACCUCAUCGGAAAAUUGAAUCAAAUUAAUUUUCUAUUAAUCAAAUAUCUUAAUUACGAUUAAUUUACAACUUUUUUUUUUCAUUUCAGCCAAAAAUUUUUUCAAUCAAAUUUUGUAUCCUUUUCAAUGUGGCAAAGUGCAAUGGUAAAUUCAAUUACAAUUAUAAUUGUAUCUUGAUUUUUAGGCCCUCAUCUUGAUUUAAUUGUUAUUAAUCAACUGGUUUACAAUCAAGUCUUCCUACACCUUAACCAUUAUCAACAACAAUCGGUCAACUCUAAUUAUUUCAUCCAGUUAAAUUAACUAUUUUCUAAUAAUCUUUAAUCUUUAAAUUAAUUAUUUUCUAUUUCAACAAUUUAGUUUAUUCUAAUUUAAAUUAAAACAAAUGAACAAUCAACUGAUGCCACAAUUAAAGUAAAACUCAGAAAAAUAAUAAUUGAUCAAACGCUCAAUGGAAACCAAUCAAUCAAAAAGAUUCAGAUCAAGCUCAUCAUCAUAAAUUUAAUUAGAUUUUCUAAUUUUAAAUUAACAAUUAGUUGACCAUCAAACCAAUUAAAUGAAAACUCCACUUAAUUUGAAUAAUAAACUGAAUUUAAAUGUAAA